This is a messenger RNA of Phalacrocorax carbo (great cormorant), 1328 nucleotides long. The record is from RefSeq and is a predicted model, not a curated record. NCBI's taxonomy places the organism in Eukaryota, Metazoa, Chordata, Aves, Suliformes, Phalacrocoracidae.
GGGAGGGGCGGUGGGGUGGGGCCCGCGGCGGCCAGAGUCCCGUCGGGCGAGAGAACGGGGCGGCCCGCCGCGGCCCGCCGGUCCCUCGGGGAGCCCGAGCGCCGCCGCUCCGCGCCUCAGCGCCGCCGCCAUGUUCUCUUUCAAUAUGUUUGAUCACCCCAUCCCUCGGGUUUUCCAGAACCGCUUCUCGACCCAAUACCGCUGCUUCUCCGUAUCCAUGCUUGCUGGGCCUAAUGACAGGUCAGAUGUGGAGAAAGGCGGGAAGAUAAUUAUGCCACCGUCGGCUUUGGAUCAACUCAGCCGACUUAAUAUUACUUACCCGAUGCUGUUUAAGCUGACCAAUAAAAAUUCAGACCGGAUGACACACUGUGGAGUGCUUGAAUUUGUGGCCGAUGAGGGCAUAUGUUACCUUCCACACUGGAUGAUGCAGAACCUGCUGCUGGAAGAGGGAGGCCUGGUGCAGGUGGAGAGCGUUAAUCUUCAAGUUGCUACUUACUCAAAAUUUCAGCCACAGAGUCCAGACUUUCUUGACAUCACCAAUCCCAAAGCUGUAUUAGAAAAUGCAUUGAGAAACUUUGCUUGUCUGACUACCGGCGAUGUUAUUGCCAUCAACUACAAUGAAAAGAUCUAUGAGCUUCGGGUAAUGGAGACCAAACCGGAUAAGGCUGUGUCCAUCAUAGAAUGCGAUAUGAACGUGGACUUUGAUGCUCCUUUGGGGUACAAAGAACCGGAAAGAAGUGUGCAACAUGAAGAGACCACAGAUGUUGAAGCAGACCAUAGUGGAUACGUGAGUGACAUAGGAUUUCGUGCGUUCUCUGGUUCUGGGAACAGACUGGAUGGCAAGAAGAAAGGUGUUGAGCCUAGUCCAUCGCCAAUUAAACCAGGAGACAUUCGAAGAGGAAUACCCAACUACGACUUCAAGAUCGGUAGAAUCACAUUCAUUAGAAACUCACGUCCGCUUGUUAAGAAAGUCGAAGAGGAUGAAUCUGGAAGCCGGUUUAUCGCCUUUUCAGGAGAAGGCCAGUCCCUGCGCAAAAAGGGAAGAAAACCCUAAGUUGUGGUACCUGUAGUCAAUUAGGAGGAAAAUAAACUAACAAUUGCAGCGUAUCAGAUCUUAGUUAUUGCAGCCGAGAGGAGAGGUUGUUUAGCAGCAGAGGAAUGCUUUUACUGGUUUUGGUUUCACAUUUAAAACCGGAGCUGUCAGGCUGUCCUAAUUUUCAACCGAAAAUUAAGGUCUAGGAAUUCUGAGAGUUUUCCGUUAUGUGUUGUAAAGAGGGAAAGUGUAUCUCGGAUAAAGCUGAGAAGUAAAACCGACAAGGUCUACUUUA